AAAACCAGUGAAUUCCAGCCUUUUCUAGGGUUGGAGCUUUGCGCCUGCACUGAUCGCAGCUCUCAUCUCCUCGCUCGCCUCCUCUCUCUCUCUCUCUCUCUCUCCUCUAUCUGCAGCCGGAGCUGCUCGCGUCCCGACCGCCAUAGAACACCGCUCCGAGGCCGCGGGUUUCUCCGCUCGGCGCGUCCUCUCUCGUCCAUCGCGCGUCGGUUCCGGCGUUCCGCACCGCCGCCGCCGACGAUCCGCCACCUGGGAGCGCGCGUUCCGUCCCGCGGGUUCGCCGGCGAAGUGACCGCCGUUGCUCGGGGCUAGCGACUGUGCUGCGGCGGCGAUGGACGCUUUGAGGAGCUACGGAGCUCGGUUGAGGGAACCCGCUCUCGAGUCGCCGCGUCUUAGGAGGAGCGAUGCUUGCAAGAGGAGGAAUGUGCAAUGGAGGUCUCCACGAGCAGCUGUCAUACCUAAUUUUCAUCUCCCUAUGCGUAGUUAUGAAGUUAAAAACAGGACAUCAACAGAUGAUAUAAAGGCUCUUCGAUUGAUAACAGCCAUCAAGACUCCAUACCUACCUGAUGGCAGAUUUGAUCUUGAAGCAUAUGAUGACUUGAUUAACAUGCAGAUUGUACAAGGUGUAGAAGGUGUAAUUGUUGGCGGCACAACUGGUGAGGGUCAACUGAUGAGUUGGGAUGAGCACAUCAUGCUAAUUGGUCACACAGUUAAUUGUUUCGGUGGAUCGAUUAAGGUGAUUGGGAACACUGGAAGCAACUCAACCCGUGAAGCAAUUCAUGCCACUGAGCAAGGGUUUGCUGUUGGAAUGCAUGCUGCUCUCCACAUUAAUCCGUACUAUGGGAAAACCUCCUUGGAGGGCUUGAUCUCCCACUUUGAUUGCGUGUUGUCUAUGGGCCCCGCCAUCAUAUAUAAUGUGCCAACAAGAACUGGCCAAGACAUUCCACCCCGUGUCAUUCAUGCCUUGGCUAAGAGUCCCAAUUUGGCGGGUGUUAAGGAAUGCGUUGGGAAUGACCGGGUUAAACAAUAUACAGAUAAUGGCAUUGCUGUUUGGAGUGGAAAUGAUGACCAGUGCCACGAUGCCAGAUGGAACUAUGGGGCUAUGGGAGUUAUCUCUGUCACCAGUAACUUAAUUCCAGGUUUAAUGCGGGAACUCAUGUUCGGAGGGAAGUAUCCGUCUCUUAACUCGAAGCUCAUGCCUUUGAUGGAAUGGCUGUUUCACGAGCCAAACCCCAUUGGCUUGAAUACUGCCCUUGCCCAGCUUGGAGUUGCAAGACCAGUUUUCCGUCUACCUUAUGUACCGCUUCCUCGGGCUAAGAGGGUGGAAUUUGUGAACAUAGUUAAGGAGAUUGGGCGGGAGUAUUUCGUGGGAGAUAAAGAAGUUGAGGUCCUCGAUGAUAAUGACUUCACCUUGAUAGGUCGCUACUAGACUGGUGCGAUCUGCAUCCUGGAGACUGGUUUUUUGCUCGGAAAAUUAUGUCAAAGAAAAUAUAAUAGAGAACACUAAGGCGUGUAGGAGCUUUGGCUUGUGAUGUUUGUGAAUCCAAUAUGGAUCUGUGGCUGUGACUACUUGAGUUAAUGAAAUAUAUUUUGUACCAGUAGAUUUGGUAGACAACAACAGGUGUGCUGAUUGGUUAGUAAACUUUGCUUUGAGGUAUUACCUAUGUUAAACCAACGGUGUGUCGACCCUUUCCGUUGUAAUUUCUUUGGAUUUUCGGAGAUCAAGGGAAGUUCUAUCUUGCAUUUAA
Molecule: messenger RNA, 1748 nt
Organism: Eucalyptus grandis
Lineage: Eukaryota; Viridiplantae; Streptophyta; Magnoliopsida; Myrtales; Myrtaceae
Product: 4-hydroxy-tetrahydrodipicolinate synthase, chloroplastic
Exons: 3
Coding region: 332-1429 (365 amino acids)
Molecular function (GO): 4-hydroxy-tetrahydrodipicolinate synthase activity
Source: RefSeq, a predicted model, not a curated record